Messenger RNA from Phyllopteryx taeniolatus (common seadragon), 6065 nucleotides. Its product is annotated as kinesin-like protein KIF21A. NCBI's taxonomy places the organism in Eukaryota, Metazoa, Chordata, Actinopteri, Syngnathiformes, Syngnathidae. The record is from RefSeq and is a predicted model, not a curated record. Gene Ontology annotation, molecular function: ATP binding; microtubule binding; microtubule motor activity. Bases 501 to 5135 code for a protein of 1544 amino acids. Gene Ontology annotation, biological process: microtubule-based movement; mitotic spindle organization. The transcript has 35 exons.
UGGUUGGAAUCUUGCUUAAAAUUGUAAAUUAUGCUUUCAUCCACCAAUUGGAAUUCUUUGCAUCGAAAGAAAAAUGCAAGAUUUCUUCUGAGCCUGCGCUGCACCCUCAUGAUGAUGAUAAUGAUGGCGAUGACGUAUUUUUAUGCAUUGUUUCCAUUUUCAAGGUGUCUGCAACGGCGCGUCUGACGAAAAGUGGGCGAGGCUUGCUGACGUCACAGUCUCGCGCACUCCCACUCUCAUGCCGAGUGGAUCUCGUCCACGCACGCCGAUCUCAAAAGGACCCGGCGUGACAUGAAGCCUGACAAUGCGAGGCCAUCAUUUCCUUCGUCGUGCGUAAAACCUCCCCAAGUGGACGACUUGCAGUGCAAGAGUGGACGAAUGGAAGCUCCACGGAGGAGGAGGGGGAGGACGGCGCUCCCUCGUCUUCUAAGAGGAUAAAUAGAGCGUGUAGGGGGGUUAUUUUUAACCGGACUCUUGUGAACUCUCUUCCCCGGGGCACGAUGAGCGGCGGAACGGAUGAGAGCUCGGUGCGUGUGGCGCUGAGGAUUCGUCCUCAGUUGGCCAAAGAGAAGAUCGAAGGCUGCCACAUUUGUACGUACGUGAUGCCCGGGGAGCCGCAGGUGGUCCUGGGCAAGGACAAGGCCUUCACGUACGACUUUGUUUUCGACAUGGACACCCAGCAGGACGCCAUCUACGGCCACUGCACCGAGAGUCUCAUCGAGGGCUGCUUCGAGGGCUACAACGCCACCAUAUUUGCAUACGGACAGACCGGCUCGGGGAAGACGUACACCAUGGGUACCGGCUUCGACGUCAACAUCGGCGAGGACGAGCUGGGUAUCAUUCCCAGGGCCGUCAACCACCUGUUUCGGGGCAUCGAGGAGCGCCGGCAGGCUGCCACAGAGCAGGGAAAGCCCGUCCCAGAGUUCAAGAUCAACGCGCAGUUCCUGGAGCUGUACAACGAGGAGGUGGUGGACCUGUUCGACGCCACGCGGGACGUCGAGGCCAGGCGGCAGAAGUCCAACGUCCGCAUCCACGAGGACGCCAACGGAGGCAUCUACACGGUCGGCGUCACCACGCGCAGUGUUGCCUCUGCGGCCGAGAUGAUCCAGUGUCUGAAGCUGGGCGCUUUGUCCCGAACCACGGCCAGUACUCAGAUGAACGCGCAGAGUUCACGCUCCCACGCCAUCUUCACCAUCCACCUGUGCCAAGUUCGAAUGUGCUCACCGGACAAUGAUAACGCGACAGACAACCGUCUGGCGGGCGGCUCCGGCAUCGACGAGUUCGAGACGCUGUCGGCCAAGUUCCACUUCGUCGACCUGGCCGGCUCCGAGAGGCUGAAGAGAACCGGAGCCACGGGAGACCGAGCCAAAGAAGGGAUCUCCAUCAACUGUGGACUGCUGGCCCUGGGCAACGUGAUCAGCGCGCUUGGUGACAGGAGUAAGCGCUCAACGCACGUGCCUUACCGAGACUCCAAGCUCACUCGCCUGCUGCAGGAUUCACUUGGCGGGAACAGUCAAACGGUGAUGAUCGCGUGCAUUAGCCCGUCCGACCGUGACUUCAUGGAGACCCUGAACACCCUGAAGUACGCCAACCGGGCGCGGAAUAUCAAAAAUAAGGUUAUGGUGAACCAGGAUCGAGCGAGUCAGCAGAUCAGCGCCUUGAGGACGGAGAUGGCGCGCCUGCAGAUGGAGCUGAUGGAGUACAAGACGGGGAAGCGCAUGGUAGGCGAGGAUGGUAUUGAGGGCAUCAACGACUUGGUCCACGAGAACGCCAUGCUACAGACGGAGAACAACAAUUUGAGGGUGAGGGUGAAGGCCAUGCAGGAGACCAUCGACGCACAGCGAGCCAGGCUCACUCAAAUCCUCAGUGAUGGAGCCAACCAGGCGCUGGCCAAAGCAGGUGAAGGUACUGAGGAGAUUGGCAACAUGAUCCACAACUACAUCAAGGAAAUUGAGGAGCUCCGAGCCAAACUCCUGGAGAGCGAGGCCCUCAACGAGAACCUCAGGAAGAGCCUCUCGCGCGCCUCCACUCGCUCGGCGCUGUACGCCGGCCCCGCCUCCUUCUCUCCCGCCCUCUUCGCGCCCGAGAAAGAAGCCGGCGACGUCAUUGAGCUGGCCAAGAAAGACCUGGAGAAGCUCAAGAAGAAGGAGAAGAGGAAGAAAAAGAGUGCUAUAAAGGGAGAAGUUCCGGACAAUGACCAGCAGCAAGGCAGCAAUGACGCAGACGUGGGCAGUGACCACGAGGAAGGCGAGGAUGGCGAGGAAGAGGACUCGGACACUGCGGGAGAGGAGACGUCCGAUGAGUCCGACGCGGAGGAGUUGGAGGAAAAAGAUGACGUCCAGGCCGACCUGGCCAACAUCACGUGCGAGAUCGCCAUCAAGCAGAAGCUGAUCGACGAGCUGGAGAACAGCCAGCGGCGCCUCCACACGCUCAAGCAGCAGUACGAGCACAAGCUGGUGAUGCUGCAGAAUAAAAUCCGAGACACGCAGCAGGAGCGGGACAAAGUGCUGCAUAACAUGGGUUCAGUGGAGUCGUGCACGGAAGAAAAAGCCAAGAGGAUCAAGGCCGAGUACGAGAGGAAGCUGAGCUCCAUGAACAAGGAGCUGCAGAAGCUCCACUCGGCCCAGAAGGAGCACGCGCGCCUGCUCAAGAACCAGUCGCAGUACGAGAAGCAGCUCAAGAAACUGCAGCUCGACGUCACCGAGAUGAAGAAGACCAAGGUGGUGCUGAUGCGUCAAAUGAAGGAGCAACAGGAGCGAAACAGAGCCACCGAGUGCAAGAGGAACAGGGAGAUUGCCUCUUUGAAGAAAGAUCAGCGCAGAGCUGAGCAUCAAGUGAAGCAGCUUGAGGGGCAGAAGAGACAGCAGGAGUUAAUCCUACGCAGGAAGAAUGAAGAGGUGACUGCUCUGAGGCGUCAGGUGAGGCCAGUGUCCGGCAAGGUAAGCAGAAAAGUCACCUUACCUGACACCUUCCCAGAGCUUUCCCAUCGGAGCACUCCGGGAAGGCCGCACUCCUCUGGAACGUCGACGUCCAACGGAGCCAGGAGUUCUUCGGUGCGGAUGGGAAGUAGCUACCUCAGCCGGACCGCCAGGGCCAAAUGGCAGUCACUGGAGCGACGCGUCAGUGACAUCAUCAUGCAGCGAAUGACCAUCUCCAACAUGGAAACAGAUAUGAAUCGACUCAUGAAGCAAAGGGAGGAGCUGACCAAACAUAGGGAGCGAGUAUCCAGGAAGAGGACCAAGAUGGCGGCGGAGGGGGUCCCGGACUCCGAGCGCUCGCUAACCUCCUUCAACGAGGAGCUGGAGUCCCUGGGCGCUAACAUCGACUACAUCAACGACAGCAUCGCAGACUGCCAGGCCAACAUCAUGCAGAUGGAGGAAGCCAAGGAAGAAGGAGACACAGUGGACGUGACGGCGGUGGUCAGUUCGUGUAAUCUAUCAGAGGCCCGCUUCCUUUUGGACCAUUUUGUGACAAUGGCCAUCAAUAAGGGCCUGCAGGCGGCUCAGAAGGACUCCCAGCUGAAGGUGAUGGAGGGUCGGCUGAAGCAAACGGAGAUCAAGAGCACCACGCAGAACCAGCUGCUGUUCCACAUGCUUAAGGAGAAAGCCGAGAUCAACCCCGAGCUGGACGCCCUGCUCGGGAGUGCCCUCCAAGAGAAUGGGGAUGAAAGCAGCAGUGAUGAGUCUACCACCAGCCUGUCUGCAGAGGGCAGCACACUGCCGUCAGAUGUGAUGAAGUUAUGUGGCGAAUCCCGUCCCAGAAGUAAGGCUCGCAGGAGGACCACGACCCAGAUGGAGCUUCUCUACGCCGCCUCUGGAGAUCCACCCAUCGAUUCGCCCACAGCAGACUUCUCAGGUCCUUCGUUUCCCCUCGCCGAGCACCAGGACGGACCUGCGGACACAGGCCGCGAAUCCCCAUCUUCUCUCUCGGCUCGCUCACCUGGCAUCUUCCGAUCCAGGUCACCGACAAGCACCGCUGAGAGGAAGCAGCUCGAGCGCUCACCCCUUACUCGCAGAAAAAUACAAGAAAAGGGACCAACAGCUACACCAGGGGAUGCUAAAAAUCGAGGAAAUGAAUCAAAUAUACAAUUGGAUGAGUCUCCUGUGUUUGAUGGCCAUAGAGGCAUAAUCAACCCUGUGCCACCCCCUAAGACCAGUCGGGCGGCUAAACUCCAAUGUGUGCACGUCGCUGAGGGACAUACCAAGCCCGUCCUCUGCGUGGAUGUCACAGAAGAUCUGCUCUUUACUGGAUCCAAAGAUCGAACGUGUAAGGUGUGGAACUUGGUGACCGGUCAGGAGAUCAUGUCUUUGGCAGACCAUCCCAGCAGCGUUGUCUCAGUCAGGUACACUUCCAGCCUCGUCUUUACGGUGUCUGCUGCAUACAUAAAAGUGUGGGACAUACGAGAUUGUGCAAAAUGUAUAUGCACGCUUACGGCUUCAGGUCAAGUUGGUUCAGGUGACACCUGUUCCUCAGCCAGGAGUUUUUCCAACCCUCCAGGGGAGAGUCAGAUCAACCAGAUCGCCAUCAAUCCUGCCGGUUCUUUCCUGUACGCUGCCGCAGGGAAUGCAGUACGCAUGUGGGAUCUGCGAAAGUUUGCCUCCACGGGGAAGCUCAUUGGCCAUUUGGGUGCGGUCACAUGUCUGACGGUCGAUAAGUUGGGUAACGGACAAGACCUCGUGCUGACCGGCUCCAAAGACCAUCACAUUAAAAUGUUUGAGGUGACAGAAGGGGCUCAGGGGAGCAUCAGCUCCUGCCACACAUUGGACCCCACUCAUCAGGACAGCGUGGAGACCCUGGCUUUGCACGAAGACUUUGUCUACAGCAGCUCCAGAGACUACUACAUCAAAAAGUGGGACUUGGCCAGUAAGCGGCUCCUGCAGUCAGUCAGCGCCCAGACGGACUGGGUUAGCGCUUUGGGCGUGGUUCCCGGCUCUUCGGCGCUGCUCAGCGGAUGCAGAGGAGGCCUGCUCCGCCUGUGGCACCCUGACUCACUAGCGCCCCUCGGUAACAUCCGAGGCCACGACAGCCCUAUUAAUGGCCUGGCGACCAACAGCUGUCAUCUGUUCACCGCCUCUGAUGACCGCACAGUGAAGAUUUGGGAAGCCAAAGGAUCUCUCGAGGAUGGAGUUCAUUGACAGCUCCAGAAAAUGCCUGAUCUAAAGGUGAUUUGGGACCAUAAACCCCGAUUUUGCUUCGAUUUGAAUCCUAGUGCAACAUUUUGCUGGCUUGCACUCAUUUUUUUGUGUACAAGACAUUUUCGAAGCCUGGAUAUUUAACGUUUCGCUUCACCAGCAAUACUUUGGACUUUUCUAUGUGCAUCUUUGCAGCCUUCACAGUGUGAAUUCAGCGACCAAAAUACUACUGAAGCUGCAUUGUGCUCUUAUUCUCCUGCUAAAGUGGUAGCUGCAAGAAGAUUCGGUAAAGUAAAUGGGUUAUAUUCUUUUCUAUUCUUUGUUGGGCCAGACACUUCAUUAGGUGUACUGGCCGAAUACAAUGACAGCUUUCCGUGUCGCUGAAAGCUACCAUAAAGCACGUGUAGCCUUAAGGGUUAAUGUAGCACAAACAGAAAAAAAAAAAAACAUGUUGUCUUUGUCUAGUGCAACGUUACAAUGAGAAGUGCGCAUGUUUUUUUCUCAGUCAAGCCGCCAUUUACUGUUCACCUCCCCAUCUAGUCUUGAUAAAUUGGGAGUCCUUUGUCCUGAAAAUGUGAGUUAAACUGCUGUUUUUUUGAAUAUAUUUUUGUGUGUGUUGUCAUAUCAGUCAGUAACUGCUCAGAAAUUAUGGGUAGAUAAUUGUAAAAAGAUGUAUGUCCUCAUCUUCAAAAAAUAAAAAACCGACUUCAUUUCAUUUGCACUUGAUUAACAUUGCUGAAAGAGUUAUUCCCAAGUUGUAAAUUUUAUUUCCCCGUUGUAUCUGAAAUCACAUUUAUGAGGAUUUGUUUUUUUGUUGUUGUUUUUUUUGAGUGUACAUGUUGAGUGUAAUUAUCAUUGUUACUGUCUUCCUGCUGAAUAUGUUGUAUACAAUUGAGGCUGCAGUGUGAGGAUAAAUACAAAAAGUACAGUAUA